Messenger RNA from Gymnodraco acuticeps, 920 nucleotides. RefSeq names its product apolipoprotein D-like. NCBI's taxonomy places the organism in Eukaryota, Metazoa, Chordata, Actinopteri, Perciformes, Bathydraconidae. The coding region runs from base 52 to 621 and encodes 189 amino acids. The record is from RefSeq and is a predicted model, not a curated record. The transcript has 5 exons. Gene Ontology annotation, molecular function: lipid binding. Gene Ontology annotation, biological process: brain development; tissue regeneration; lipid transport.
AACUCAACACCUGCACACAAUAACCCUGAAUACUCACAGGUCGUUGAUAAGAUGAAGGCCAUGCAGGUGAUUUCCCUGACUCUGCUGUCUGUGCUGGCAGUGAGCGCUGAGGUGCUGAGGUUUGGCAGAUGUCCCAAACCUGCAGUUCAGGCCGACUUUAACCCCUCCAUGUACAUUGGCAAGUGGUAUGAGAUCAUGAAGCUGCCAACAUUCUUCCAGAAAGGCGAGUGCGGCACCGCCACCUACAGCGCCAAGAGCCCCGGGGUCAUCGGGGUCCUCAACAGUGAGCUGCUUGCUGAUGGAUCUACUAACUCUAUCCUCGGAUCUGCUAAGGUGAAGGACCCCGCGGAGCCCGCCAAGCUGGAGGUCUCCUUCAAUGCUUCUCCCCCUGGUCCCUACUGGGUGCUCUCCACAGACUACGAGGGUCACUCUCUGGUCUACGGCUGCAGAGACUACGGCAUCUUCCGCAUGGAGUUUUCCUGGAUCCUGAGCCGAGAGCCCACCAUCCCUGAGGAGACCGUGGAGGAGCUGCACGGCAUCCUGUCCUCCAUCGGAGUCGACGUUAGCAAGAUGGUCCCGACCAACCAGGACGAGGCUUUCUGCAGCGCCAUGAGCCAGUAAAAAGCUUCUGUUUCAGCCUCUACAGGAAUGUGGACAUAGAUUCAUGACACACCUCUGUAUGCAGUGUGUGCUGUGCCUCGUUCUGUAUACAUUCUGCAAAGUCAAUGCAAUAAACAUGUGGAAAGAAAUCAGUGUUGUGCUGAACUAGGCUUGUUCAAAAACUUGUAAAAUGUUCAUUAUGCAAGCCCAAUGAUAUACCAGUUAUGUCUCAAAUGGAGCAUUGUAUUUGAAAUUGCACACAUUUACAGAGAAUAAAUAUGGCACCAAUAAAAUAAGAGCUGACAAACAAAUGCAAAUUA